This is a messenger RNA of Oppia nitens, 501 nucleotides long. Its product is annotated as SOSS complex subunit C homolog. Gene Ontology annotation, biological process: DNA repair. The coding region runs from base 129 to 434 and encodes 101 amino acids. The record is from RefSeq and is a predicted model, not a curated record. Gene Ontology annotation, cellular component: nucleus; nucleoplasm; SOSS complex. NCBI's taxonomy places the organism in Eukaryota, Metazoa, Arthropoda, Arachnida, Sarcoptiformes, Oppiidae. The transcript has a single exon.
ACACACAGUCUAUUGUAAUGUUUGCAAACAAAAUGACAUUUACUUUAAAUCACAAGUUUUGUCACGUUUUAUACAUUAGUGUCGACAGUGAGUGACAAGUGAUUGAUUGAUCACUGAUUGACCACAAAAUGCCGUUUCAAAUGCCAAACCAACGACAAGAACUUCAGAGGAAUAAGAUUUUAGAAGAUAUUCAGAAAAAGCAACAAAUGCUUAAACAACAAUCAAUUGGCGGCCAACCGGUCACUUCAUCACAAUCACCCACGGGAUCAACACAACCACUACUGGACACGGCCUCCACUUCCGGCUCUACGUCUUCAAUAUCAUCAGCACAACGAUCAGCUCUGAAUCACGCAAACAAUAACUCGUUUGGAUAUUUCAUAACUCAAGACUCGUCAUUUGGUAAUCUUAUUCUUCCAGUUUUACCACGAUUUUAGUCAUGUCUUAUGAAACGAUUUAUUUGACACUAUUUUAUUACUAUUAAUAUAUUUAAAUAAAAGUUUG